GUUGCUGUCCGAAUAAAUACUUGACUUCACGGCGUCUCUGGCCAACAUGGCGACGAGGGUGGGACCGUUCGGGCAGAGGCAAUGACCAAGCCCGAGGAAACGGCAACGACGCCACGGCAAGCGAGGACAUCAGUGAUGGCCACCACCCUGGGAUCUUUGGCCGAGUCCUGCCCAAACUCUGGCAAUAUCGAUGUCUACCUGGAAAGGUUCGACCUGUAUGCAACCGCCAAUGGAAUAGACUCAAGUAAGAAGUUGCAAGACUUCUUAACAAUCCUGGGUGAAAAGGCUUACGUGACUCUGCGUAGCCUGCUGCUACCGAAAAAACCAACGGAAGUCAAGUACGAAGAAGCUACAGAAGCUCUCCGAAAGCACUAUGCUCUAAAAUGGUCAAUGGUUACCGAACGGUAUCACUUUUACCAGCGAAAGCAAGAGCCGGAUGAAAGCCUAAAACAGUUCAUCGUCGAGCUGAAUAGACUGGCUGAAACGUGCUCGUUUGGAAGCUUUUUGGAAGAAGCGCUCCGCGAUCGACUGAUUGCUGGACUCGGGACGGAUUCGAUUCGAUGCCGUCUUCUUGCUCUGUCAGAAGACGAAGUCACCUGGGAGCGAGUAUGCAAAAUUGCCACCGCCUUGGAAAGAGCCCAGAAAGACACCCGAGAAAUGCUACCGGAGGGGUCAACCGCCGGUCCUGCCGACGUUUACUGGCAUCGGGAGCCUACCACGCAAGGCAGGCGACACGCGACGAAGACCGCUAGCAGCGAGCAGCGUGCCCCCCAAAACGGUCCAAGGAAGCAACGUGGGAAAGGCAUUGUUCGCGCCUGUCAUAGAUGCGGUGGACUGCACGCGCCAGUGAGUUGUCCUUUUCUCAAAAGUACCUGCUUCAAAUGCUCGAAACCAGGGCAUGUAGCGAAAAUGUGCAAAACUAAGGUCGUGCACAAAGUUGAGGAGACCUUGCCGUCAACAGACUUGCUGACUGUUAGUACGACUAACCAAGUUCAUAGCUCCCCGCCUAUUGUGCUUAAAGUAAAAGUAAACGGCAAGACGAUUCCGAUGGAACUAGACACGGGAGCAGCUGUGACCAUAAUGUCUGAAAGAGACUUGGAUGAAAAUUUUCCAAACUACCCAUGUUCCAAGGACGAUGUGCGUCUAGGAGUGUAUCAUGGCACUGCACUUAAAGUGAAAGGCGUAGCAAACGUCAAUGUAUCUUAUCAGAACCGAAGCUACGACCUGCCUCUGAUAGUUGCAAAGCAAGAAAAUGAAUCUCGCAUGCCGACGUUUCUAAGUCGCGAUUGGAUGACCACACUAAACGUUGACCUGCAAAAUGCUGUUCAGCAGUUGCAGCGUGACGUGGAUAACGUUCAGGAGGGCAGGCAGAUGGUAGCAGCGGAAGCUGAAAAGAAGUUGAAACAGUUGUACGGUGAUGUGUUUGAGCCUGGCUAUGGUUCUAUCAAAGGAUUCACUGAACUCUGGUUCGGCCGCAUCGAGGCGCAGUUUCGCCGUCGCCGAGUCACAUCUCGGGCGGCCAAGUACGACCACGGCUUGAGUGCGCUUAACCCGAACACUGCAGCUUUGGUCCGCGACAUUUUGCUGGCUCCUCCAUCUGAUGAUCAGUACGAUACCCUUCAGCUGGACUUACUACGGCACAGCACCGACUCUGAGUCGCGACGGGUUCAACAGCUCCUCUCAUCUUAG
Dermacentor albipictus is the source of this 1689-nucleotide messenger RNA. RefSeq lists its product as uncharacterized. Gene Ontology annotation, molecular function: zinc ion binding; aspartic-type endopeptidase activity; nucleic acid binding. The record is from RefSeq and is a predicted model, not a curated record. Gene Ontology annotation, biological process: proteolysis. Lineage: Eukaryota; Metazoa; Arthropoda; Arachnida; Ixodida; Ixodidae.